AUGCCUGCCAACGAUGACAAAUAUACCGAUCCCGAGCUGCGGGAACAGGUCAAAGAAGAAGUCAAACAGAGUGAUAAGGGCGGAAAGCCGGGGCAGUGGUCGGCUAGGAAGGCCCAGUUUAUGGCGUCCGAAUACAAAAAGCGCGGCGGUGAUUAUACUACUUCGAAGGAGGAGGGACAAGAUGAGUCUCAGAAGAGCCUUGAGCAAUGGGGCAAGGAAGAGUGGCAGACGAAAGAGGGAUCAGGCACGGCUAAACAGGGGGAUGGGACGAGGAAGCGAUACUUGCCGAAAAAAGCAUGGGAGAAGAUGAGCGAGAAGGAGAAGGAGGAGACUGAUGAGAAGAAACAGAAGGAGUCUCAGAAAGGCAGGCAGUUUGUUUCUAACACCAGUAAGGCAAAGAAGGAGAGGAAGCAGGCUGCGGAAGACUGUCGGGAUGAGGACCAACAGGAGUCUGAAAGUGAAGAAUCUGGAUCAGACGAAUCUGAGCCUGAUGAACCUGAUGAAGUUGAUGCAAACGAGAGCGAAGAGGAACAAGAAGGAGAGGAUGAGGAAGACGAGAACGAGAAGGGCGAGGAGAGGCAACAAAAUGGGGAACCUGAAGAUCAGAAUGGUCAUAAAACAGAGGCUGGCAAGAAGCGCACUGCGAGCCAGGAGGAGGGAGCAAAUAAAAAACCCAAGACACGCCAGGAUAGUAAGGCAGAACGCGAGCAGGAGGAUUACUCUGAGAUCUGA
This is a messenger RNA of Aspergillus bombycis, 732 nucleotides long. RefSeq lists its product as uncharacterized. The transcript is spliced from 2 exons. NCBI's taxonomy places the organism in Eukaryota, Fungi, Ascomycota, Eurotiomycetes, Eurotiales, Aspergillaceae. Bases 1 to 732 code for a protein of 243 amino acids. The record is from RefSeq and is a predicted model, not a curated record.